CUUGGGUUGAUGUAAACAAACGAGGAGCGGACCAAGCGGUGAGCAAAAGCGCAGAGAAGCAUCUUUGAAGAUCACGUUUAUUACUAAAGGACAGAAUGAGCUUUAACACCAACUGGAAUGUGGAGGCUUAUCACACCUUCUACGAGAGCGAAGAGCACUGGGAACUCAAACGUGAUUUCAUUCUGGCACACAAAGACAGGAUCCCUGAAGAACGCUUAAUUUGCCUCGCACAGGUCUUUGUCAAUGUAGAAUUAUUAGGUUGUAGGUACCCAGAACAGACCAUGAAACAGGUUGCAGUUCUUGCAAAGGAUGUUGCAAAUGGCUACAGAGAAAGAAAAAAGAACAAAUUACAACGUACUUUUGUGAAGGCUUCAGAUGCAGCAAGUGCUAAAGUGCAAGGUAGCAGAGGCCCACCAAAAUAGACAAAUUUAUUACUGCAAGAUAAAAUACAGAUGGCUUGCAGAAGUUUGUUUCUAUAGUCAAGUUAUUGCAAUUAUUCUCGCAUUGAAAUUUUACAGAUAAUAGGACUUGUAGGUGAAUUUAAAUGUACAACAAAUAUUUGAAAUAAUUUUACAAGAAAACAGCAAAAAUUCUUUUUUUUUCUGUGAUAUUGACAGAUUUUUAGGAUGCAUCAGUAAAUAUUUCUAACCUUUUCUGUCUUACAAGUUAAGUUAUAUAUUUUCUUUAAACUUCAAAGCUUGUAUGUGAACUUGUCAACAGGCAUUGUUGAUUAGAAGAAAUACAUUUUCUAUCAUAUUUGUUCUGAAUUCACAUUUUUGUACAUAACCUUUUAUAAAAUUGAUAUGAAGACAUCUUUUUUAUCAAUAUUUCCCAUAUGCAUUGUAUAAUUAAAACAAAGAUAUUGUUCAACUAAUUUUAGAGGCUACUUAGACAGUUCCAUUGUACAAAGUGGUUAAUCUAUACUAUUUGAACUAUUCAGCAAGGUAGUGAAUCAUCUGCAGAAGGGAAGAAAUAAGACAGUAAAUUCCUACAUUCAUCAAUUUAUUAGCUAAUUGAAAAUUCCUUUUUUGGCAUCUUGAUGGUAAAUAACAUUGUUCAUAAGAUUUCCAAUAAAGUAACAUAGGGAUGGUUACCUCGUUAGUGGGAGAUAGUCAUUUCUUAUCAUCUCUCUUGAUAGGGACAAACAAUUUUAUAGUCAGUCAUAUAUGUGGACGUUUGUUGUCCAAGUGAUGUGAUAUAUUUUAUUGAUGUCCUGGUAUUCAUGGUUUUGAUGACACAUGUAAGCUAUGUAAAAUGUCUGAAAUCUCCAUUGGUUCUGUUAUUAUUUGUUUUGUAGGAGAUCUAAAAUGUAUUUUUUUUUC
Penaeus vannamei (Pacific white shrimp) is the source of this 1322-nucleotide messenger RNA. RefSeq names its product partner of xrn-2 protein 1. NCBI's taxonomy places the organism in Eukaryota, Metazoa, Arthropoda, Malacostraca, Decapoda, Penaeidae. The record is from RefSeq and is a predicted model, not a curated record.